AUGGUUUUCCUCUAUGAUGCAGACAACAGUGCGCCAUUCUUUGACUCCAUUCUCUUUCGAGAAGAUGCAUUUUUUACUUUUUCAUUUGUCCUCCGAAAUUGCCCUGAGGCGACAGCUGUGUUACCCUUCGUGGGGUAUGUUCCUGUAGGGUCGCUGAUGACACUCUAUCCUCUCUACUCUACACAAGCAGGUGUUGCGAUCUUGGGAUCACUAGCUAUAUUGUCUGCUUAUUUGCAAACUCCGUUGGUACACUGCGCGGUCUAUGAGCAAAGGUCAGACAUGGAGGUGCCCAUAUAUGCGCUGGAACCUCAGUCUCGUACAUUCAAUCUUCCCUACGUAGGCCAAAAGAUAGGUCACGACGGCAACCAUUACAACUUAUUCACUUGUGACAGUGACGGCACUGCUGUCCAUCUCGCACUCCAUCCUGCAGGCUAUGAGCCUAUUCCCCAUGCUGUGGGAUUCCCUGCUCUCAACUUCACAUCUUUCCCGCCGGCGUUGGAUCUCACGUUUGGUCUAACACAACCUUUCAUCCCACUGAACAUGGCUAUGGUCGACCCUCGUUCCAUUUUGGAAUCGUGUGUGCGAUCUCCCACUGUUAAUCGUUUGCGUUACGACCCUAUUCUCGUCGCAUCUCGCGCGCAUAGUUCCACCGCCGACUCUUCAGAGUCUGGCUCUUCCACAUAUCCGGCACGCGGAGGCGACACCGAUGCUAACAUAUCCAAGAAUCUCACAGGCUCAACUGGUACCAAGCGCAGAACUACGCAGAAAACAGACAAACCCACACUAUCCUAUAUCAUGACUCGCUACCCCAACUGGAGAAAGGCCCUUGCCUACCUUAGGGCGAUGCUUGGUUCAGUCUUUGGAUUCAUGACCAAUCGUGCCGGCUUUGACCUGAAACAUCUCUUCGGGAUUACGCUACAUGAUAAGAUCCUGUCCAUCGUAUCGAAGCUGAUGCCCCCACAGUCAAAUUGCCUUCCGUUCACCGUCAAUGGUUUAGUGAAGUUCCUCCGCCAUCAGGUCUCGAAAGAGUCGGUUUACCAUGUAGUUUUCCGGCAGAACACCACACCAGGUUAUCGUAUCUGUCUCGCUGAUCUGGAUCCCACAGCCUUUAGGGAGGCAGCACACCCGCCUGUGGCCACGUUGGCCUUAGUCGUAACUACUUGUUACGACGUCUUUCUGGACACCUUUGAUGAAGAAUUCAAAGACACUCAUGUGUUUAUGUCUCCAAGCGAGAUGCAUAAACACGUAUGCGAGACGCUUCCUAUGCUAUUCGAGCAAUCUGACGACCCAGAUUAUACGUCAUUCAUGGCCGCUAUGAGCGCGUUAUGUACCAUCAAGAAGGGCGAUGUCCAACGGGUUAGCCGGCCUAAGCGCCCAACAAAACGAAAAGCGGUUGCUUAA
Molecule: messenger RNA, 1401 nt
Organism: Suillus fuscotomentosus
Lineage: Eukaryota; Fungi; Basidiomycota; Agaricomycetes; Boletales; Suillaceae
Exons: 12
Coding region: 1-1401 (466 amino acids)
Source: RefSeq, a predicted model, not a curated record